UUGAUUUCUGUAGUUACCAAGGCUCGUCGGCUUGGAAGAUUACCGAUGCAUUUUGCAGGCGUCAUGUGGGAUUUCGUCACUGCUAUAGUCGGCCAUGAACGGAACAAAGGAAAGCGAAAGGGAAAUCAGGGAUUUGGUGCACGUUCACGAGAUGUUAUGUUGGAGUAUAAAGUAGGGCGGAUCGAUGACUUGCAGCCAGCAAAUUCAUCACUUCAUCCCUUCAACCCUAUCAUACAAUUCACUCACUUCUAUUGACGCUUGAUCGUCUAUUGAUAAUCUACUACUCUCGAAAUCAUCUUCAACUUGCACAUCAACAUGCACUUCUCGGUUUCAGCGCUUGUAGUUAUCGCACUUUCCUCCUCCGUCCUCGCAACUCCAAUCUGGGGUAAAGGAUGGGGGGGCAGUGAAGAUAGCAAGUACAAAGAUAUCAAGAAGUAUGGAGGCCACAGUGAGCAAAAGUACAACAGCAUGUUCUACUUUGACAAGACGUACACGGUCAAGGCGUACCCAGAUCAGGUUGUAUCGGGAAACGGAUCUGCAGCAACGCCGGCGCCGGGAGAGCAUGGUGCAAAGGGCUUGUUCAAAUUUGGGAUCAAUGUCGCUGAGAACGUCAUAUGCUACAAUAUCACUUUGUCUGGAGUAACUGGAGAAUACUCGUCGCAAGCCAACACCGCGACGCACAUACACGAGGCCGUCGAAGGGGCCAACGGGCCUCCGCGUCUAGCGUUCCCCAACCCCCAAGGACCGGACAAUCGCCGCGUUUCGUAUGGCUGUCUGACAGGCCCAUUUGAAACUGGUAUUGUGCAAAAUGGGGAAGACACAGGCGCUGGCUUCCAUGUAGAACAGAUUGUUGAGAACCCCAGUGGGUUCUUUUCUGAUUCUCAUACGGCGAAAUUUGUGCCAGGUGUUGUACGUGGUCAGCUUGCGUAG
This is a messenger RNA of Periconia digitata, 930 nucleotides long. NCBI's taxonomy places the organism in Eukaryota, Fungi, Ascomycota, Dothideomycetes, Pleosporales, Periconiaceae. The record is from the annotation of a GenBank genome assembly.